Molecule: messenger RNA, 918 nt
Organism: Heterostelium album PN500
Lineage: Eukaryota; Evosea; Eumycetozoa; Acytosteliales; Acytosteliaceae
Product: GNAT family N-acetyltransferase
Exons: 3
Coding region: 1-918 (305 amino acids)
Molecular function (GO): acyltransferase activity, transferring groups other than amino-acyl groups
Source: RefSeq, a predicted model, not a curated record
AUGACAAAUAUUAGUAUUGAAAAGGAGAAUCAAUCACAAUUCAUUGAGAUUAGAGAUCUUACUUUGAAGGCUUUCGAUGGUGAUUUAGAUACUGCCAAUAUCAUAGAGAAACUACGUGAUGAAAAGAAAGAUGUUUUAUCAUUGGUAGCGCUAGACAACGAUAGAUCAGUUGUAGGUCAUAUUAUGUAUAGUGAAAUGCAAGUUACAUUGGACGACGGCAAACGGAAUAUAAGAACAGUGGCGUUGGCACCGGUUUCAGUUCGACCAUCACUACAGAAGCAAGGCAUUGGCAGACAACUGAUAGAACAAUCAUUACGGAUGCUCAAAGAUCAAGGUGUGGAAGUUGUCAUCGUACUUGGUCACCCGACUUACUACCCGAAAUUUGGAUUCAGCGCAGAGUUAAUCAAACAUUUAACAGCACCUUUCGCAGGUGAGUCUCUCAUGGCAUUGGAGCUGAAAGAAGGCUCACUAAAAUCAACGAAUGGCACUGUUCGAUAUGCGGAUAUUAUUGAUGGACAUCAAUGUCAAAGAGAUUGGUUGUUGACAAAAGAUCAACAAUCGGUCGAUUUUUGGGUGACAAUUAAGCUUCCUGGUUUCAUGGACCUCUAUCUAUAUCAUGAUUCAUUGAUGGAUUCACCAAUGUUUUUAGUAAGAUUAAAGAUAGUUAAUAUUGAUGAAAAGAUUUAUUUUCUAAGUUAUUUAAACCCAGAUAUCGAUCGUGGAACAGUUGCAUCUAUAUCUGGUUCAAAGAGAUUCAAUACGAUUGAUAGUACUACUCAAACCAUUCAAGCAACCGAUAAUUUCAAAUUCCAUUUAUUUGCUCAACCCUUUACUAAUCAGAUAAGUUCUAUUUGGAACAAUUUAUUCCAAACGGAUUGUAAACACCAACCAUGCCUCCCAUUUCCAAAGAAGGGAUAA